Messenger RNA from Amoebophrya sp. A25, 4780 nucleotides. The record is from the annotation of a GenBank genome assembly. Lineage: Eukaryota; Dinophyceae; Syndiniales; Amoebophryaceae.
UGGUGAAAGAGGACAUGUGAUCUGCUAUUAAUCGGGAUUCAGUCGAAACAUAAACUUCCAUAGCAAGUGUGUGCCUUUGAAGCGGUCGGCCACUUGUGUAAUACUGUCUAUGAAGAUCACAACCACGCAAUAUGUUCACGCUCCGCAUUUUCCCUCUGUGGUGCAACUUCUAGACGUUUUUUCUGUCCUUGCUGGCACCAGGCUUUCUAUUUUUGAGGAAAAUGGUGUGUUUUCAGGGCUUAGUACAGCAGAUCUGCGGAGUAGAUAAGGAGGAAAGCUCCACUCUGGUUCGGAUCGAACCUAAAAAAAACGUAGUUGUCCCACCAUUGCAGCUUCCCAGUGCCGCAUCUACUUCCGUGAGCAAGGACGCGCCAUCGACUUCCGGCGAUUCUUCGUCAACGAUACACGACGAGGUCUCGUCAUCGUGUGCUUCGGGUGCAGAAUGCGGCUCGUCUUGUGCUGGCAACGUGGGCGGAAAGUUGUUGGAACGUCCAGGAGCAGUUGCGACAGGAAACGUAAUUGCACCAGAAACGUCUGACCUAGUGUUAACUGCUUUUGAACAAAGCCGGAACGAGAAAGGGGAUGCGUCUGCUUCGUCAGUGGACAAAGGAGCAGGAGCACCAGCAUCAGGAGAUGCGCCAGAGCUGAGGCCUGCAGUUGAGGGUGUAUCUUUGGCGACUCCCACUUCGACUGCUGCGGCACCAUUGGUGCAGCCGACCUUCGUUCCCAGUGGGCCAGUUGCAAUCCACUCACCAAUGCGCAGCCCAGGGUCCGCCGGAGUCGCAGCGAGAGCGGCUUACGGCAAGAUCGUUCCGUCACCGACGGAUCCUUCGAGCUGUAGACUCGGCACACGUGAUGAAAUCCUGCCAGGUGCUAGCUUCGUAGAGCUACAGGAAGACAUUUUGGCGGCGAAACGAAAUCAGAUCAUGCAGCAGGAAACCACACUACCUGGAGGAAAUCUCAGCCACAGAAGCGAACCUGAUGAUGCAGGAUCGCACGUUGUACUUUAUCUUUUUUUGUCGUGUCGGAAACUGAAUCUAGUGGAGAAUUACGUGGAAAAAAACCUUCCAUGGAUAAGCACUUAGAUAAUUUUUCUCGUUCAAAGUCCCUCGUCCUGAAUUGUCUCCAUAUCAUCCCUCUAUGCGCACAGGAAGCAGCGAUAAGUCCCGAGCUGAAAGAACAGCAGAGGUUUUUAUCAAACGCUGUCGACCAAGCUGACGAUGUGCACUCCAACUUCGCGAUACAAAAAACUUUAGGAGUGGGCAGUUAUAGUAGGAUACGAUUGGCGCUGCUUCAAGGUACAGUUUCUGCCAAUUAUUUGGAGAAGCAAAUUUGUGCUAGUACUGACUAGCUAAGCAUCUUCUGUGAAUUUGUUCACAGAAAUAAUGAACAAUUUCAAUCUAUUUCUAAGAGACCGAAAAGUUUUCAGCCGCUAGCGCCAUUGUAAUUGAGCACAGUCUAGAGCACUAGCAAGCUACCAACCAGGUAAUUUCAACACAUCCGUUGGCUCCUUCGAAGUUGGAAAUUCCUCGUCAUCAACGCGCCCAAAGAACUUUAGACCUGAAACCGUGGCGCCGCUAGUGGCUGACACAAAAGACGGACAAGUUUUACCUUUCGCGCUCAAGAUAUUGCGGAAAAGCGACAUCGUUAUGCUGAAACAGGAGGUAGAACUCCUUGCAUACGACUAUACUCAAUAUGCAUGCUAGAAGAAGCCUCUGCAUCAUGGUUUACUCUUGAAUAGAAGACGUCUUCUCAUCACCUUGUGUCUUCUCACACUCUUCAGGAGCAUACGGUGUCUGAGCGGGAUGUGCUGGGAAUAUUGAAGGAUCACCCCUUCAUAGUAACGCUCCAUCGCACGUAUCAGGAUGCGCGAUAUCUUUACAUGCUGCUUGAGUAUGUUCCGGGUGGAGAAAUAUUUACCAUGCUGCGAUUGAUGGGACGCUUCCCGAAGGACCUGUAACGAAAAUGAAUUACAACUUCUUUAAUUUCUACUAACGGAAGUUUGUUUUUGUGUUGUGAUUUUCGACUGAUUCUACUCGUACUUAUACAUUAAUUUUCGGCACGGUCUCAUGAGAGGAGAUGCUCUAAUCGUCUUAUUGAAACUUGCAGGGUUUAUUUCUACGCAUGUCAACUGGUGCUGACAUUUGAGCAUAUGCAUCGAUUCGACAUUGCUUACCGCGACACGAAAUCCGAGAAUCUUCUCAUCGAUGCGGUAUUCCUUGUUAGGUCUAGAACUAGAGGUAACUAGAAAAUGCCAUGUGGUAGAACUGGGGACUCCUUCUGCCUCUCAUUUUUCGUAAGAAAUCAUGGAAAGUCUUACGUGCGCUUGCUAUCAUCUGUUCCCAUCAUUUCCUUCAAAAACCAAAAACAGAGCGGGUAUUUGCGAGUCGUGGACUUCGGGUUUGCAAAACAGUGUACAGAGAAAACGUACACCAUAUGCGGCACACCCGAGUACUUGGCGCCAGAGAUAUUGUUGAAUCUUGGUCACGAUAAGCGAGUUGACUGGUGGAGUUUUGGAAUUUUCUUAUACGAAAUGCUGGUCGGCACCACACCGUUCGUUUCGGGAGACAUCACGGAACUCUACCGGAAGAUUCUAGAUGGUAAGUUUUUCGAUUUGGCUACCUGUGUAAGAAAGCACUUUUGGCCGAUGCAUAGCCAACAUGGUUGUACUACUUAGAUGAAAUUCAAAUUAUAUAGAUGAAUAUAAUAUCAUCUACGGCUUGAUGUUGUCUGUUGAUGUGAUGUUGAACAUCCUCGAUGUCUGUGUCUUCAAACGUCAGGGGAAGUGGAUGCGUGGGGUGCAGACGUGGGAAUGGUCCAAUUCGAAGAAGAGCUAAUUUUGGCCUUACUAGUGGCAAGUCCCGACCAGCGAUUAGGCUCUAGAGACGGAGCGGCCGAUGUGAAAGCGCAGAACUACUUCUUCGAGACACCCUGGGAUUACAUACUGCGGAAGGAGGUACGAGGGAAUUUGAUUUUUGACUGAGAUACAAGACUUGUUGAGCAACUUUACUAGACUUGAGCGCCCGGUAGCACUCCUCCCACUAGGACCAUCCACCCCCGGCACGCACUUCCUCAACCCCGGGGCGAUUUCGCUCCCCCGGCUCCUCCCCCGCCCGACAACCGUCGGGCGGCGUUGAUCGUUGGAACAAGAGCGUGCGGCCAUUGAUUAAAAAGGCACAGAUCGAAGCCGUUGGCCUGUCGGUUUGCUCUUCUUUUGGUAGGUUUGGCCUUCUUUGCGUGCAAGUUGCAGCGCUCGAGUUUGCAACUUGUGAAAGUUCCUCUUCUUGUGAUAACCAUCGAAAGACUCCGAAGGGGGAACUUUUUAGGUUUCGUUUUUCUCGAUAUAAUCAAAAAACUUGGGUUUCCAGUCUCAAGUUUGAAAUUUUGAGACAAUGAGGCGCCGCUUUUGAUCUCAAACGUUCAGCUUUGGCCUUUUAGCUUGGGGCUUUCAGCUUCGAGCUUUUGGCUUUGAGCUUUCACUUUUGAGCUUUCAAUUUUGAAGUUUCGACUUCGAGUUUUCAGCUGUGCGCUUUGCUUCAGGUUUGGGCUUUCAGCUUAGCGCCUUAAGCCUUAAGCUUACGCGUUCGGCCUUGGGGUUGAGGAUAGGGCUUUCGCUGAUAAAGUCAAAAGCUUGGGCUUUUUGGACAAAGUUUUUGACUUUAGCGCCCACGAAUGAAAUUAGCUCGCGAAAUCUAACCAAGUUCAGAAGUUCAGAAGUUCGCAGCCGCAAGUUCAUGAGAAAAGCUAAACUUUUUUGCGUUCAGUCAAAUUGUAAAAGUUUUGACCCUAUCGCGUAAAUUUUAGAUUUAGCACCCAUCAAUCUGCGUGAAAUCUAACCAAGUGCAUAAGUUCGCGAGUUCGUGAGUUCCUAGGUUCGUGCGUUCGUGGGUGGGUUCAUGAGUUCGUGAGUUCAUGGGUCAGAAGUGGAAGAGUGAGAGUUUGGCGGGGUCGUUGUUUGUUUUCUAAUUUAGCUCUUAAUAUUCAUAUUGCGGCCUAGUUCUAGACAGAUUGACCCAAAAGGAUCAAUCUGUCUAUCUUUCGAGUCCCCUUUCAUCUUUUCCUCCUCUCAUGAUAACAUGGUAAGAAGAUGGAUACUCAUCAGCAUAAACUCGUCACAACCAAAACAGAUCCCCGCGCCCUACGUACCAGAGCUCGAGUCCGUUAUUGACGCGCGAAAUUUUCAAGAGUAUCCAGAUAGUGUUGAAGCACCGGAAGAAGUGGCGAUUCCGGAUGACCUAUUCGAAGGAUUUGAGAAUUUUUGAAAGGGUUCGUCUGCAACUUCAUGCUCUACUUCUUUUCGCGGACACUAAUGUGUAAAAGUCAAUCAAUGUUGUCGUGUAAAAAUUUAUUAAUUGUUGGGUGUCUAGUAUGUUUUUGCUGAUAGCUUACUGUGGGUAAGAGCAGAGAAGUUGUUCUAGAAAUUACAGUUUCUUCUUUUCUUGGAUUCGUGACGCCAUCGCGAUCUGAAUCGAUUUCUAUGGGCAUGUGAUACCAGAUAGAUCGAUCAACAACGUCAGCGGUAAGAGCCACUACGUAGUUGUUUUUCUUGCUGGUACCAGUGGACCUGUACGUCCUAGGGGAAACACUUGCUGAAAACAAAAAGAAAUCCAGGGUCUCUGAUAUGCGGGUGUGGUUGGUGCUUCUAUUUGGUGGUAGCAUUAGGCCAGAUUCCGCAUAUUACGUGCACCAUUGCCAAGGAAUGCCGAUGUCUUUAACGCAUGUGAACCUACUUUCCUGCCGUUUCCUGGCUCUAAUGGCAGAAUAUCCCGGACUACGCGUG